Messenger RNA from Fusarium keratoplasticum, 2313 nucleotides. RefSeq lists its product as uncharacterized. Lineage: Eukaryota; Fungi; Ascomycota; Sordariomycetes; Hypocreales; Nectriaceae. Gene Ontology annotation, molecular function: inositol hexakisphosphate 3-phosphatase activity. The record is from RefSeq and is a predicted model, not a curated record. Bases 1 to 2313 code for a protein of 770 amino acids. The transcript has 3 exons.
AUGGAGCGCCGUCGUCGUGGUUCUUCAGACAAGUCUAGUCGGAGCUUCUGUAUCGCCAUCAUGGUUGCCUCCAGCGUGGUCGGCCUCUUGGCUGUCGUCGCACAGAUGUGUGUCGUCAACGCCGCAGUGGAAGUUAACGUCGACGUCUCAGCAUACACGAGCGAAGUCGAGUCGGACUGGACCGCUGUAUACUACUCCUCCCGCAAGCCUCUUCUCGUCGGAAACGACGGCGGGCCCGACAAGGGAGGAUUCCACGUCUACGACCUUGAGUCAAAGUCUCCGCUGAAGGAGGUGACUGCCCGCACGCCUGGUCGCAGCAAGCUCGUCACGACGGUGUAUGAUGUCGACGACAAGGAUCUGCUCGUCACCAUUGCGCAGCCGGACUCGGUGGUGCGCGUUUUUGAGAUGCCCGAGUUCAAACAGAUCAAGGAUGCAGACUUCAAGGUGCUCGGGGAUUGGUCUGCGCUCUGCUCAUGGAAGAGUGAUGCUGGCAAUGAUUACAUCUAUCUCUUUGGAAAGGGCCAGGCGGUGCAGCUGCUACUCAGAAAGACCAAGAAGUCGGUCGAGUUGGUCGAGGUGCAAACAUUCCCUACUGGUUUUGAGUCAUCUGGCUGUGCAGUUUCCCGAUCAGAGUCAAAGAUGUACAUCUCCGUUGAUGAUGACAAAGAUGUCUACGUCUUCCCGCUCAAGGAGUCGACAAAGGCACCCGAAAUCACCAAGUUUGGCGAGGCAGAAGACGAUGUGACAGGCGUCGCAACCUACGUCCCCAAGAAGGGAUCCGACUACCUGUUUGUCGCUCAGAAGGACAAGGUGGCCGUCUACGACAGCUCUUUCAAGCUCAAGGGCACCUUGACAUUGACUGGAUACGAGGAUAUUGAAGUCCAGGGCCUCAACAUCUACCAGGCCUCAACCUCCAAGUAUCCUGCUGGUGUUCUCACCUACGCCAUCGAGUCAGAGGAAGUCAACGGCUUUGGAGUCACAUCGCUCGACAAAGUCCUCAAGAAGCUCGGAAUUUCUGAAAACACAAAGUAUGACCCUAGAAAGGUCAAGACGAACCCUGACAAGGAGCCCAUCUGCCGUACAUGCGACAACAGCGGAUACUGCCUCAAGGAUCGGAAGCAAAAGUGUGAGUGCUUUGCUGGAUUUACCGGCAGCACAUGCGACAAGUACACGUGCGUUGAUAAGUGCUCUGGCCAUGGGAAGUGUGUUGGUCCCAAUGAGUGCAAGUGUGACAAGGGAUGGGGAGGUCUGCACUGCUCGUUCCUCCUCGUCGAGCCAACCUACGAGACCGAGUCGCGCCUUGGAGACGGCGAUGACCCGGCUAUUUGGAUCUCGCCUGAGUCACCAGAAAAGUCACGCGUUGUGACGACCAUGAAAUCGGGCAAGGAGGCCGGUCUUGGCGUCUUUGAUCUGGCUGGCAACUUGCUCCAGUCGUUCCCUGCUGGUGAGCCCAACAACGUCGACAUUAUCUACGGCUUCCAGGCGGGAGAUCGCAAGGUUGAUCUUGCGUUUGCUGCGUGCCGAGAAGAUGACACUCUAUGUCUGUUUGAGAUGCUGCCCAACGGAACCCUGACCAGCAUCCCUGGAGGCAUCCACCCCGUCGUCGAAGACUACAGCGUCUACGGCUCUUGCACGUACCGCUCCCCCAAGACUGGAAAGCAGUAUCUAUUCGUUAACGAAAAGUCCGCCCGGUAUCUCCAGUACGAGUUGACGUCCACCUCCGAGGGAGAACUCAAGACGGAGCUGGUGCGAGAGUUCCAGGGCGGUAGUGGUGGCCAAGUCGAGGGAUGCGUCACGGACGAGGAGAACGGCUGGAUCUUCCUUGGAGAGGAGCCCUCUGCUCUUUGGAGAUACGGUGCUGAGCCUGACUCCAAGGAUGAGGGUGUCGUUAUCGGAAAGGUCGGCGAUGGAACUCUUUACGGCGACGUCGAAGGCGUGACGCUCGUCUACGGCUCCAAGCCCAACGAAGGCUUCAUCCUCGUCUCAUGCCAAGGCGUAAGCGCCUACAACGUCUACCGCCGCGCCGAACCGCACGAGUACGUUACGACUUUUACUCUAGUUGAGUCCUCCGACGGCAAGAUAGACCCCGUGAGCAAUACGGACGGCAUCACUGCCGUCGGAGUAGGUCUCAACAAGGACUUCCCCCACGGUCUGGUUGUGGUGCACGAUGAUGCGAACCAGCUUCCUGGCGGCGGGACGAGUGCUGAGGCUAGCUUCAAGAUGAUUAGUCUGGAGAAGAUUCUGGGGUCAAAGGUGUUGGGCAAGAAGGGGUUGUUGGAUCAGGUUGAUAAGAACUGGGAUCCGCGCAAGUAG